AUGACGGACUCUGACGAGGACGAUUCCAAUAGUAAUGACGUGUGUGUGAAAUGUAACCGACGGAAGGUAGCAAUUAGCGACAGCGAGGAGCGUGUCAAUGGGAACUGCGUGCCAUUGGAGAGUAGGCCAGAUGACAAAAUGGCGUUCAGUGCUGCGAUAGUAGUCGGUGGAGGUGGUGGUGGUGGUGGAAUUCUGAAAAACCGAAGUCGAGUUAAUCUAGACAAUGUAGAAUUACAGGAAGUAUGUAGAUGUCCUAGUAUUGGAAGUCGUAAAUACAAAAACCGCGAAACUGUGAUAUUAAAUGUCGGGGGUCAAGUGUUCGAGACGCAUAAAACCACCCUGAAAAGGUUGAAAACAUGCAAGUUAGCUCGAGAUAGUGAAAUGAUGAAGCAUUACAGGGAAAAUAAAGGGGACUUCUUCUUCGAUAGAGAUCCUCAGGCUUUUAGUGUAAUACUUAAUUACCUCCGGACAGGAGAGCUCCACUUACCGACGUAUUUGUGUGGUCCCGCUCUCCAACGAGAGUUUGAGUAUUGGGGUGUACAGGAAAUGGACAUUGAACGCUGUUGUUGGCAACCGUACAACACAUGGAAAACGCAAAAUCAGUCAUUAGAAAAGUUAGAAUAUGACAGAAAGCGAUCAACGACACUGAAGGAACUCGAGGAAGAUCGGAAGAGCUCCAGCUGCUGGAAGAGAAGCCGUGCAAAAGUUUGGAACUUCCUGCAGGACCCUAACUCCUCCUGCUGCGCAAAGAUAUACGCCUGGAUCUCUAUUGUGUUUGUGUUCAUGUCAAUAUUUUCGUUCUGUGCGGAGACCCAUCCCGACUUCCAGGUCCAUCCAUCUACUACCCAGGGCUACGAGGAUCUGUACAAUCUCUUCGCUCUCAAGGACAAGCUUAUGAUUGACGUGACGGAAUCGUCCGGAGGCGGGGACAUUUCAAAUGCCACUCUGAGCGUAGAAAACAACACACUGCUAGGGGAGGAGGAGGAGGAGGGCCUCAACACCGUUCCACACCCGGCCCUCCUCAUUAUCGACCUUAUCUGCGUCACGUUCUUUACGCUCGAGUUCGUCACGAGAUUUGUGUUCUGUCCAAGGAAGGUCCAGUUUAUCACGGCCUUACAAAACAUUAUAGACUUCGUAGCAAUUGUCCCGGAUUAUAUCGAGUUUAUCAUCCACGCAUUCCAUCCUUCAGGAUCUGAAUUGCCUUUUAUGGAUUUUAUUGUCAUUUUGCGCAUGCUCAGGUUAUGCCGGAUCUUCAGAUUGAUUCGCCAUGUCCCUGGAUUGUGGAUUCUAUUGUACACUCUUAAAGCCAGCUUCAACGAAUUAUUGCUCAUGUUUGUGUUUCUGUUAAUAGGGAUGGUUGUGUUUGCCUCGUUGAUUCAUUUUGCAGAAGGUAAAAAGGGAUUCGAUAACAUUCCUAUAGGAUUUUGGUGGAGUGUUGUUACCAUGACAACAGUGGGAUAUGGAGAUAUGCACCCUACCACGGCGUUUGGCUAUAUAAUAGGGUCCCUGUGUGCCAUUUCCGGUUUGCUCAUGAUCGCAUUCACCGUCCCUAUCAUCGUCAGUAACUUCGUAUUGUACUAUACGCAUGUGCAAUAUGGGAUUGUACGACAUGAACGUGAGAAAUCGAAACUCCUGGAUUUUAACUCCGACGACGAGGAGUGUAGUGUAGAAUACUCAGAAAACACAGAGAAUCCCAAAACAGACCAACGACAGUUUCGUAAAAGCAAACGAGACCGAAGUACGACUGAAAAAACUCCGCCAUUGGAAAGAGGAGUGUCUGAACUAGCGAGUUCAAAGUCCACGGACGGUAACUUUAACAAACUAUGA
This is a messenger RNA of Pecten maximus, 1827 nucleotides long. RefSeq names its product potassium voltage-gated channel protein Shaw-like. Bases 1 to 1827 code for a protein of 608 amino acids. The transcript has 2 exons. Gene Ontology annotation, molecular function: delayed rectifier potassium channel activity; protein binding. The record is from RefSeq and is a predicted model, not a curated record. NCBI's taxonomy places the organism in Eukaryota, Metazoa, Mollusca, Bivalvia, Pectinida, Pectinidae. Gene Ontology annotation, cellular component: dendrite membrane; axon; voltage-gated potassium channel complex. Gene Ontology annotation, biological process: potassium ion transmembrane transport; protein homooligomerization.